AAUGUGAGCCGUUUUUGACAAGGAAUCUGUGAUUCUAUCUCUUGCGAUUAUUAUUCUGUGUAUCGAAUAAAAGAUAAAUACAACAACUUUACCAAUAGAAAGAAAAAUCGAAGCCAAACAGAAAUAUGCAGAGCUUCAAAUCAGCAAGUAUUUUGAGGCGCUUACUGCAGAAUUCGCGCUUGGUUUCUCACUCCAGAAGCUUUUGCAGUGUCUCUACCAAUGCCCUUGUUGAUGAAUCCCAAAGCACUGUGUUAGUGGAGGGAAAAGCUUCUUCGAGAACAGCAAUCCUUAACAGACCCCAUGCGUUAAAUGCUCUCAAUUUUUCAGUUGUGGAUAGGUUGCUAAAGCUGUACAAAAAUUGGGAAGAUGAUCCUGAUAUUGGAUUCGUGGUAUUGAAGGGAAGUGGCAAGGCAUUUUCUGCUGGGGGUGACAUUGUCACUAUUUAUAAUUUGUUAAAACAAGAUGCAGGGAAUCUUCAAGACUGUAAAGAUUUUUGUUGGACAAUAAAUAACUUAGUAUACGUUGUCGGCACACUCUUGAAGCCACAUGUUGCUCUUUUGAAUGGAAUUACCAUGGGUGGUGGGGCUGGCAUCUCAAUUCCUGGAACUUUCCGUGUUGCAACUGAGAAAACUGAAAUAAAAAAUUUAUCGAACUUAAUUGUCAAAGAGGUCUAUCAAAUUUGGCCGGUGCACGAGGUUUUUGCCACACCAGAAACAUUGAUUGGUUACCAUCCCGAUGCUGGGGCGUCAUUUUACCUUUCACACCUCCCUGGUUAUUUGGGAGAGUACCUGGCCCUAACUGGAGACAAGAUCAAUGGAGCAGAAAUGAUAUCCUGUGGGCUUGCUACUCACUACUUACACAGUGCAAAGCUUCCCUUAAUUGAGGAACAACUUGGUAAAUUGAUGACUGAUGAUCCUUCAGUGAUUGAAAGAUCUCUUGAAAAUUGUGGAGAGAUUGUCCAUCCAGAUCCAACAAGUGUACUUCACAGGAUUGAAACUCUCAAUAAAUGUUUCAGCCAUGACACAGUCGAAGAAAUUAUUGAUGCUUUGGAAAGUGAGGCAGCCAAGAAGCAAGAUGCAUGGUGUGUUUCAACAUUGCGAAAACUACAAGAAACAGCCCCACUGAGCUUGAAGGUUUCACUGAGAUCUAUACGCGAAGGCAGACAUCAGACUCUGGACCAGUGUCUAAUUCGUGAGUAUCGAAUGUCAGUACAAGCUUUCUCUGGACAAAUAACUAAUGACUUCUGUGAGGGGGUUCGUGCACGGCUUGUGGAUAGAGAUUUUGCACCUAAGUGGGAUCCUCCAAGCUUGGAUAAAGUAACAGAUGACAUGGUAGAUCAGUAUUUUUCUCGGCUAACAGCAUUUGAGCCUGAACUGGAGCUACCUACACAGCAACGUGAAGCAUUUACAUAAUUUUUGGGUGGGGCAACUUCUCAACUCUGAAGCUACCAGAAGAAUAGGAAAAGGGGAAAGAAAAUCUGUGAAUAUCAUUUAUUUUUCUUUACAGAAUAAACAUUGAGCAGUUAAGUCUUGAUAUGGUCGCAUUUGCAAAUCUCUUUUCCAUACAUAUCUGCUAAAGCAAGAAAGAGUAAUAUGGUGCACAAGAAUGACACUUUGGGAAGUCAAAUUGAUGACAAACAUAUCUUUUUAGUAACAAAAAGAACAGAACUUUUAGCUGGUAGGCCGUGGGUAUAAGCCCUCCCUAUUCCAACUUUAGUAGAGGAAUGAUUGCUUA
Messenger RNA from Nicotiana tabacum (common tobacco), 1734 nucleotides. Its product is annotated as 3-hydroxyisobutyryl-CoA hydrolase-like protein 1, mitochondrial. Gene Ontology annotation, molecular function: 3-hydroxyisobutyryl-CoA hydrolase activity. Lineage: Eukaryota; Viridiplantae; Streptophyta; Magnoliopsida; Solanales; Solanaceae. The record is from RefSeq and is a predicted model, not a curated record. Gene Ontology annotation, biological process: L-valine catabolic process.